AUGCGCAUCAAUGAGUACACCGCCGUCUCUACCAAGAAGGUGCUCCUGGUGCCCUACUCAGCACACCAUGUGCCCAAAUAUCAUGAAUGGAUGAAAGAUCCAGAUAUCCAGGAAGCAACGGCGUCGGAGCCUUUGACCCUCGAUGAAGAAUAUGCCAUGCAGCGCAGUUGGCGCGUCGAUGCAGACAAAUUAACCUUCAUCAUCUGCCGGCCUGAGCACAAUCAGCCCAUGACACGCGAUGGACGACUGGACCCAGACUCGAUGAUCGGAGAUGUCAAUCUCUUCAUCUCGACUGCCGAAGACGACGCGGAGAACCAAGUCGUGGCCGGUGAACUCGAACUCAUGAUCGCCGAGCGCACAGAACAGAGAAGAGGAUACGGCCGGGCCGCUCUGCUUGCGUUUCUCAACUACAUUCUACGCCACGAGGGUUCUCUUCUGACGGAGUUCUAUGCUGGACAACCCACGGCCACGGCGGUUGCUCCCGCUCGAUUUGGACACUUUGCCGUCAAAAUCGGCGAAACCAACCAUCGCAGCAUUGCAUUGUUUGAGAGACUUGGAUUCCACAAGACGAGCGCGACACCUUCGUAUUUUGGCGAAUUUGAGUUGCGCCUGGGAAGGGACGAGAUCCAGAGUUUCCUGAACCCGAGCAGUUCCACUGGUGGUAGCUUAGAAGGAUACAUGGAGAUAGAGUAUUCAUGUCCUCAAGGGGCAUGA
This is a messenger RNA of Capronia coronata CBS 617.96, 714 nucleotides long. Its product is annotated as DNA polymerase delta subunit 2. The record is from RefSeq and is a predicted model, not a curated record. Gene Ontology annotation, molecular function: N-acetyltransferase activity. Bases 1 to 714 code for a protein of 237 amino acids. Gene Ontology annotation, biological process: protein acetylation. NCBI's taxonomy places the organism in Eukaryota, Fungi, Ascomycota, Eurotiomycetes, Chaetothyriales, Herpotrichiellaceae. The transcript is spliced from 3 exons.